Molecule: messenger RNA, 3207 nt
Organism: Tilletiopsis washingtonensis
Lineage: Eukaryota; Fungi; Basidiomycota; Exobasidiomycetes; Entylomatales
Product: NOC3p-domain-containing protein
Exons: 4
Coding region: 60-2915 (951 amino acids)
Biological process (GO): DNA replication initiation
Cellular component (GO): nucleolus
Molecular function (GO): chromatin binding
Source: RefSeq, a predicted model, not a curated record
CGCCGGCAUCAGCCUGCUGCUCCCUCACGGCCUGCACCCACCACCACACCGCCCACACCAUGCCGUCCAAGCGUGCAUACCGCGGGCCCGCCGCAUCCUCCACCGCAGCUGCCGCGGCCGCCGCCGCAGUGGGCGGCGCCGCAGCCGGCGCCAAGAAGCGCAGAGGGCCCAAGACGACCAUCGACCUGCCGCGCGGCAACCGCGCAAACGGCGCACGCAGCGCACCCGCCGCCGACGGCUCCGACAUGGACGAGGACGAGGACGAGGAGAUCCGCGCGGCGCUCGAGGCGCAGGAGAUGGCCGGCGCUGGCGAGAGCAGUGAGGAGGAGGGCAGCGAGGAGGAGGCCGCAGGGCAGCGGCAGGCCAAGCGGCGCCGCGAGUCAAAGGGCAAGGGCAAGGACGCCGAGCAGGUCGACUUCCUGCUCAACCUGGACAGCCAGGCCAUUGGCCGCUCACGAGCGGAGAUCGCACGCAUCGCCAAGGCAGAGCGUGCCGCCGAGCGCUCCGAGCGCAACCACGCUGCACGACAGCGUGCUGAGCGUGCGCAGGCAGCCGAAGAGUCCGACGCGAGCACAGACAUGGAGGGCCUGUCCAUCGCCAGUGGGUCCGACGUGGCCAGCGGCUCAGACAUGAGCUCGCUCGAGUUUGACUCGGACGAGGAGCUCGACUCCGACUCGGACGAUGACGCGGCGCCGCGCGCGCCGGUCAAGGAAGUCGACGUCGAGGCAGAGCACGCAGCGCGCAUCCGUGUGCAGCAGAAACGCAAGGCGGCCAGCGAUGCGGCCCUCAGCGCCGAGCGUGCGAAGCGGCGCCUGCCCGUGCGCGCCGCGGAGGGCUGGCAGUCCGCCUCUGAUGUCUCGGGCGACGAGGACGAGAGCACAAUCAGUAGUGACGACGCCGAUGCAGCGGCCAAGAGCCGCGCUGUGCACGCACCACUGGAGGACGACGAGGAGUCGACGUCGAGCGAGGAUGAGGAGGCGAAGAGGAGAGCCGCUCAGCCCACGUCGACCAUCACAACCGGCGCACGCUUCGGCAUGCUGGCGCCGUACGCCAUUCUCGGCCUGCCCAAGCGGUCCGAGCGCGUUGCUGCUGCCCGUGAGCAGAUUGCGCGCCUGUCGACGGACAUUGUCGGAGACCCCGAGGUGUCGCUCGGCAUGCUGCGUCGUCUGGCCGUCUUUGCUGGCCGCGCCGUUUCGGCACCCGAGGACCAGCGCCCCGCCGGCGACGGCAAGGUGCCGAAGCGUCAGGUCGACGAUGCCAUCCGUGCGGCGGCGAUCAUGAGCAUGUGUGCCGUAUUCGUCGAUAUUCUGCCCGGCUACCGCAUCCGUGCGCUCACCGACGCUGAGCAGAAGGAGAAGACCAACCAGGAGACUGCGCGGCGGCGAGAGUGGGAGCAGGGCCUCGUCGACACAUACCGGAGCUUCCUGGACAUCUGUGACAAGAUCCUGCGAGUGAAGAUCCCUCUGUCGGCCGUGGCGCUGCGCAGCAUGUGCCUGCUGCUCACGCGUGCGACGCACUUCAACUACCGCACGAACCUCAUUCGUGCGCUGGUGUCACAGCUCUCGCGCCGCGGCUGGAGCGAAGACAGCGCCGCAUGUGCCUCUGCGCUGACAGAGGUCCUGCGGGCCGACCUGCGCGGCGACGUCUCGCUCGAGGUGGUGCGCCUGCUCAACCGCAUGAUUAAGGAGCGCGGCUACCGCGUCAAUGCGCGAGUGCUCGACCUGCUGUUGCAUCUUCGGCUGCGCGACGAGCUUGGCGGGCGGCGAGGCGACAUGCGCUUCGUGGACCGCAAGGAUCCCCGCGAUGUCGCCAACGAAGACGCGCGGACUCCCAAGCGCGCCAAGAUCGGCAAGGGGAAGGCGACGCCGAAGGAAGUGCGCAAAGGUCUCGGAAAGCACCUGAGCAAGAAGGAAGUCAAGAGCAUGCGAGAGCGCAAGGAGAUUGAGGCAGAGCUGCGGGAGGCAGACGCAGAGGUCGACGUAGAGGAGCGCACGCGCAACCAAACCGAGACUCUCAAGCUGCUCUUCGUCCUGUACUUCUCCAUCCUCAAGGCUACGUCAGUGCCUGGUCCGCUGCUCGCGUCUGCACUCGAGGGCCUGGCGCGCUUCGCACAUCGUAUCAACGUGGACUUCUUCCGCGAUCUGCUCGCCGUUCUGCGCACGCACGUCGGCGAGGCACUGGCAGUAGCGGAGACGCAGCCUCGCGCCUCGCACGGCGGCGCAGAGCUGCUCAGCGACAACGAAGACGCAGGCGAUGACGAGGAAGACGCAGGCACGGCGGCUUGGGGCGCGGACGCCGUAAAGACGCGCAGUCAGCGAAGAAACGGCAUGCGCGAGGCACUGCUCUGCCUUGUCACUGCUUUCGAGCUGCUCUCCGGACAGGGCGAGGCGCUCAACAUCGACCUGGCUGACAUGGCUGCGCACCUCUACGGCAUCAUGAUCCCGCUGAGCCUGUCGCCCACGAUUGAGGACGCGCCGGAGCUGCUCUCUGGCGGCCCCAACACCGAAGCUGGCGGCAAGGACAAGGGCGUGCAUCUGCUGCGCACUGACGCCGACCUGCUCCUGCGGGCGCUGGAGCUUAUUCUGCUCCGGCCUCGCGCUGCGACGCUCUCCUCGGAGCGGACGGCAGCAUUCGCCAAGCGCGCCCUUACGUGCGCGCUGCAGCUGCCGCCGGCGACUGCGAUCCGGCUGCUCGGCAUCGUCCGCGCCUGCGUGGCACGCGACGCCCGCCUCGAGGCAUUCCUGGACACGCAAGACCGCGCAAAGGACGGGCGAUACGACGCCACGUCAGACGACGUCGAUGCCGCUCGACCCCUCGGCGCCGGCGAGGCGGCGUGGGAGCUGCACCUGCUGAUGCGGAGCGCGAACGCCGACGUCGCCGCCGAGGCGAAGCGUGUUGCAUCUUGGCAGCGGUAGUGACAUGGCUGCUCAAUGUCACACAUGCAACGGUCCUUCCCGACGUGCAGCAAGGGCAAGGCCAGAGCAGGUCUGACUGACACUCGCAGCAUCGGCUAGAGGUGAUGUCAUUCGUCUUCCUCGUCUUCGCCACCCUCACCGCCGUCGCCGCCGCCGCCCGAAGGGCCCGCCGAGUCGCGGCGGCGCUUCUUGCGGUCGGAGCGUGUGGCAAUCUUGACGCCCUGCGCCGCCAGCUUCUUCGACAGCUCCGUCGGGUCGUGCAUGCCCGGGAAGCGGCGCGGCGAGUAGACGG